This is a messenger RNA of Telopea speciosissima, 949 nucleotides long. RefSeq names its product MOB kinase activator-like 1A. The record is from RefSeq and is a predicted model, not a curated record. Gene Ontology annotation, biological process: signal transduction; positive regulation of protein phosphorylation. The coding region runs from base 131 to 778 and encodes 215 amino acids. Gene Ontology annotation, molecular function: protein kinase activator activity. Lineage: Eukaryota; Viridiplantae; Streptophyta; Magnoliopsida; Proteales; Proteaceae. The transcript is spliced from 7 exons. Gene Ontology annotation, cellular component: nucleus; cytoplasm.
CUCGGAGAGAGCGAGAGAGAGAGGAGACGAAGAAGGAGAAGGAGCUGCAGGGUGCAGCAGCAGUAGUGGCAGAAGCCCCAGAACCUGGGGAGCAACAACAGAAAACAUUCUAUUCGACUCUCGAAGCAAGAUGAGCUUAUUCGGCCUCGGCAGCAGGAAUCAGAAGACAUUUCGUCCCAAAAAGAGUACUCCGUCAGGAAGUAAGGGUGCACAGCUCCAAAGACACAUUGAUGCUACCUUGGGUAGUGGGAACUUGAGGGAAGCGGUACGACUACCUCCUGGAGAAGAUCCUAAUGAGUGGCUGGCUGUAAACACUGUAGACUUCUUCAAUCAGGUGAACCUUCUGUUUGGCACUCUUACUGAAUUCUGCACACCAUCCAACUGUCCAACAAUGACUGCAGGACCAAAGUACGAGUAUAGAUGGGCUGAUGGAGUUCAAAUAAAGAAACCCAUAGAGGUUUCUGCACCAAAAUAUGUUGAGUAUUUGAUGGACUGGAUAGAAGUUCAGCUUGAUGAUGAAUCACUAUUUCCUCAGAAGUUGGGGACACCCUUUCCUUCCAAUUUCCAGGAGGUUGUUAAAACUAUCUUCAAACGUUUGUUCCGGGUAUAUGCCCAUAUCUAUCAUUCACAUUUUCAGAAGAUCGUGAGUCUCAAGGAAGAAGCUCAUUUGAAUACUUGCUUCAAACAUUUUAUUUUAUUCACAUGGGAAUUUCGUUUGAUCGACAAGGGAGAGCUUGCACCACUCUAUGAUCUGAUUGAGUCGAUCAUUUCAUUUUGAGAGAUUCUUAUUGAUAGAAAUCAUGAUGGCUGAACUUGAUGAUGUGAAUAAUGUCUGGGCAGUGUUUGAUGUGCCAGGUGAUUGUAUUGAUUUAUUUGGUUGUUUGGGGUACAAAUCUUUUGAGAACAUCUUGUUUGGCCAUUGAUUGGUAAUAAAAUCUCUCUCUCUCUC